This is a messenger RNA of Melanotaenia boesemani (Boeseman's rainbowfish), 2473 nucleotides long. RefSeq names its product forkhead box D2 (gene foxd2). The coding region runs from base 465 to 1568 and encodes 367 amino acids. Gene Ontology annotation, biological process: regulation of transcription by RNA polymerase II; cell differentiation; anatomical structure morphogenesis. Lineage: Eukaryota; Metazoa; Chordata; Actinopteri; Atheriniformes; Melanotaeniidae. The transcript has a single exon. The record is from RefSeq and is a predicted model, not a curated record. Gene Ontology annotation, molecular function: RNA polymerase II cis-regulatory region sequence-specific DNA binding; DNA-binding transcription factor activity, RNA polymerase II-specific.
CUUACCCAAUCCGUGCGUAAAGCUAUUUUGGAAAGACAGUUGGACAUCCAAAACUAGCUUUUUGGAUGGUCACCAGAGUCAAAUGAUCACGGACGGAAACCAUUGAAACCUAAAGAAAUUACAAGUUGAUAUCGCUGCAAACACUGACUUCAUUUUUUUCUUUUUUUUUUUCUUUUUUUUUUUUUUUUGACUGUCUUUUACAAGACAAUCAGAAGUUUUCUCCACCUAGAGCCUUGGCUAUUGCCUGACCAGCCUUGGAUGCCAGGAACUCGCCACUAUAACAGGUCAAAGAGUUCUUUGUUUUCCCACAUAGAUUCUUGGUCAUGUUUGCUUUUAGCAACUGGAGAUAAAGCUGUAGCAAAAGCCUGGUGUGGUUGUUGGAGAGAGGGAGUGUGAGCGCGCUCUCGCCUGACCAGACAAGACAAAUCUGUGAGGUCGGGGUAAGAAAAGCGGUGUCUCCAAGGAUGACUUUAGGGACAGAUAUGUCCGACAGCUCUGCAUUGUCUGAAGAUGUGGACAUCGAUGUGGUUGGUGGUGACAUAUCCGUCGGAAAGGACGGAAAGUAUAUUCACCACGAGUUCAACUUGGACAAUGACUCGGACGAUAAUUACUCCCAGAACGCGGCUGAGAGAGUUUCCUCUCCCGGGCUCAGCAGUUCCGAUUGCACGUCAGACCAGCUGGGAUCCAGCGCAGAGACGGGGACUAUAAUUGGAGACAAACCCAGAAAAAGUGCACUUGUGAAACCACCCUACUCUUACAUUGCCCUGAUCACCAUGGCCAUCCUGCAGAGCCCCAAGAAGCGUCUAACUCUCAGCGAGAUCUGCGAGUUCAUCAGCAAUAGAUUUCCAUAUUACCGGGAAAAAUUCCCUGCGUGGCAAAACUCUAUUCGCCACAAUCUGUCUCUAAAUGACUGCUUUGUGAAAAUUCCCCGGGAGCCCGGGAACCCUGGAAAGGGCAAUUAUUGGACCCUGGACCCGGACUCAGCUGACAUGUUCGACAACGGGAGUUUCUUGCGCAGGAGGAAGCGCUUCAAGAGGCACCAAAGUAAUGAAAUCCUCAGGGACUCCGGCGGCUUUUUGCCUGGAUUUGGAUACGGGCCAUACGGAUACAACUACGGACUUCAACUGCAGAACUUUCACGCAGCCCACAACCCUUACCACCCACACCACUCAAGUAGUUCAUUCCCAUUUACAAACGCCCCUUGCACCUUGCCCACAUCAGCCUCCUUAUUCCCAGCACCGCAUCACCUUCCCUCGCUUUUAGGGGCCGAUUUGAGAAAGCCUUUUUAUCCUCAACUAAGCCCGUCCCUGCCGCCCGUCAAGACGGACUCCAGCACCCCGACUCGGCCUUCGUUCUCCAUUGACAAUAUCAUAGGAGCUGCUAACUCCACCACCUCCUCCUACAGCGCGCAGGCGGGCAGCCAGGCUCAGAUUCUGGCCAUGCUUUCCCCAGCACUGGCCUCCGCUUCCAGUCACUUGAACUUAUCACAGGAGACUAUAUUACAACCAGCGCCACAGAGUCAGACAUUUCCCACCAAAAACCCAAAUAUGAACACUUGUCCUUUCUAAAGAAAAAGACUAAUUAAAAGAAAGAAAGAAAAAACAAAACAAAAAAAAGAAAGAAAAAAGAAAAACAAACAAACAAAAAAAAACAUAGCCUCAGAAAAAAUGUGACGUCGUCCUGUGUGAAGGUAGGGAGAACUUUCUUACUGAAGUAAGAGAGUUUUUGACUCUGUUUCCUAACUAUGUAAAAGGAGAGAAGCUUAUUUAUGGGUUGUAAAUAUGUGUAUAAUAGCGAGAGAAAGAAGAAACUCGGAGAAAGAUCUUUUAAAACCGUGCUGGACUUUUCUCCUUUUUUGUGAUGGGAGGUAAAAGAAGCAAAUUCUGAUUGUUUUAACAUAAGUUAAAUUUGUCACCAGUGACUACGGGAUCAUGUCCUUCUUUAAAAAUAUAAUUGAAAAUUUUAUUAUCAUUUAUAUUGUGUCUAUUUUGUGCGUCGUAAGGAAGUAACACUGUUGUUGUUGACGUAUAGGCUGACAAGAGACGGCAAACUCAGGUUUUACUUAGAGAGCACAUGAAGAAAAAGGAGUUCUGAGAUGAAAAAAAUCUAAAAGAAAACAAAAAUUACAAUCACAGAAUCUCCUUUAUAAGGUAAACUUGUGACAAUAGGCCUAUCAUUUCUUGUCAUUCGGCACGUAGUUUUUAUGAUUUUGGGAUUACAGAACGUAAUAUCUCUCUCAACCUUCUAAAUGUUCGUUCCUGCAUAUUCACAAUUUAUUCUGUGAAACAUACAGUAUGUCAUGUGUUGCCAGUAGACAAACGCCUAAAUGUUCAUAGGUCAUUUUUUUGUUGUAAUGAUGAAAAUAAUAAAUGUUUGUGGAUUUUUUUUUAAAAAGAACUAUCGUUACCUUUUUAUUGUAUGUAAAAUUCCUCCUGAAAUUAUUUAAUGAAAUAGAAUAAACAGCAGCGCAUGA